GCGGGUGUUCCGAGCGUGUCUGAGGUGACUGAGGCGCUGAAAGUGCUGAUCACCCCGAGAGAACCUGGAUCAGCAGCUCACGAUACGGAUAAACAAGCCGCCUUAAUCAGAACAUUGCAGCUUCACGUGGCCUCUCUGGAGGAAGAGCUGCAGAGUGGCCCUAAGUGGGAGAACCUGCGAAUCCUGCGGACAAAAGUCUUAGAGGACACCAAGCUGAUACAGGACGGCUCAGAAGCCGUGGCAGAUCCAUCGUGGAGGUUCACAUUAGAGGCUCUGGUGCUGCUUCUGUGUCUGAAGGAGUGUAUGCUUCAAUUGGCAGCUUCAUUCAAACCUCCUAAACCCAACCUAAAGACCCCUGAGGCUGCCCCAGUCCUGAGCCCAGAUGCACUCAGUAUCACCCAACAGAAGAAUGUCCGCUCAGCGCUCCAGUUUGUGGUUUCUAUGGGCAUCUGUCCUUAUCUCCUGCCUGGCAUCGGUCUUCCACUACAACAUCGCUCAGAAUUUGGAGCUCUCGUGUGUUCAAUGGUGUCUCAUGACCUGUCUAACGUUCGUACCCAUAGACUGUAUAUUACCUGCACUACCUUACUGGAGGUGUCUCAGCAUCCAUCACUGGGGAGCCUUCUCUUUACACAACAUCUGGGGGAUCUCAUGGCAGGACUGUGCCAGCUCGGGUACUGCCCAACCAAGACAAAGGCCGAGCCGGUUACAGAAGGCAGAGUGAAGAAUUUGACAGAAAGUGAGAGGAUCCAAUGUAAGGAGUCCCUGAGGGGCCUGAUAGAUCAGCUGUACCAGCCACUAGUAAUCAAGGAACUAAUAAUCCUGCAAGGAGGACCCAGACAGGGUCCACAUCCAUCAGGAACUUCAUCCUCAGUGCAGAGGGCCCCGGCUCCUGCCUGGUUGCGCCGUUUGUCUGGACAGCUGCUGUCUGAUAGAUUAAUGAGACCGAAAGGGGUUCAGGCUGUGGUUCACGGGAUUUUAGCAGGAGCUGGAGCUGGUGCUGCUGGGGGAAGAGAUGCAGAAGCUGCUGCCAGCAACUGGAAGAAGUGUGAUGCUGUGGCCAAGAUUCUGGCCUCAUGUCCUCAGCAAUCCCUGACUGUGGAACAGUAUUACCAGAAGGUCUGCCCACAGAUUCUGGAUUUGCUGCACAUCCAAAACAUGUUGACAGCACGUCAGUUUCAGAGAGUGGCCACGGAAACCAUGCUGAAGAUGGGGCGUGAUCAUCCAGACCUGGCAGAAAAACUUCUAAUUCUGCCAAUGCUGGAACCUCUGUUGCGUUGUUCUGUGCUACAGGCAGAAAAGUCUUCAUCCUCGGGAGAAAUUUUGGUGUCAGAAUUAGAACUGUCUCAAUGUGUGGAGGACAUUGUUAAGGUGUUUGUAGUUGGUAACGACGCCACGCCAACCAUUCUGAACUACACCAAACGGGUCCUCUCCACAGUCUUCUCCUUGUAUUGCUUUUCUCGGCAAAACGUAUCUCACUUACGGUCACCAAGCCAGGAUAUCCUCCUGUGGUUCCUAGAGAAAUCGGACAGAGAUUCUGCAGUUUCCGCACUGGCAGGGCUGAGUGGCCUGGAGGAAUGGGUCCCUUCUCUGCCUCCCUAUUGCCACAUCCAGCCAGGAAGCCAUGGUGGAGCGGUCAUCACUGUUCAAGAACAGAAAAAUGGUGAAGAUGACGAUGAUAUUCUGUAUGAGAAGGUGUCUUCGGAUCAGUGGAGGAUGCAGUGUUUAGUGGAUUUACUGUCUGUGAAACCUCACACACCGGACUGGCUGCAGACUUCUUCUUGUACUGCCUAAAGAAGCUGACCCCCGUAGCACCGGUAGAAGAAAGUGAAGAGCUCAGACAUAGCUCAGGGGACAGCUUGCUUGACAUUGAGCGGAAGCUAACACUUCGCUACCAGUCGCAGGAAAAAUACCUUCAGCUCUUGCAGGUUCUCUCUGUGCUGUGCGAAAAGAUCUCCGACUCCAUCUUCACAGAUGUCAAGCAGGUGGUAGAAUUUGUGUUGAUGACUCUAGAGCGGGCCUGUUCAAGUCUUUUCUACCCCAGAGGGAGUUACAGUAGCAACACAGACGCUGAGUAUGGCCAUGGGGCUUGUCGCUGCCAUGCUGGGAGCAGUGGAGUUGACUUCUACAGAUUUCAAGCAUCUCAAGCGUUUACUUCCAGUGCUGGAAAACGUGUCCCGCUCCCACCCCAGAGCCGGUUAUUCAGGAGCUGGCAAGUGACCUUCGUGUUGCAAUUGCCACACACUGUGCGGUCCCACUCAUGCAUGGAACCUAUGCUGACCACAACACAGACAAAAUGGAAAGCAAACCACAGAAGCCCAACAGAGAUCACCUGACUUCUGACAUUCUGAAUAUCCAGGAGCUGCUGAAGUCAGCAACAGACGGAGAUGUCCCCACAAGAGCGGCAGCCCUGCGCACCCUCACUCGGCUUCUGGAGCAGAAACAUCCAAAAGUGACAGAACACAGGGAACAGGUGAUGCAGUUGUUCUUGGAUAACUUGGAGCAAGAGGAUUCCUUUGUGUACCUGUCAGCAAUUCAAGGUGUCGCUGUACUUUCUGGGGACAUUCCAGACCGCGUCCUACCUAUCCUUCUUGCACAGUACAACAAUUCUGCAUCAUCCAACAGCAAGACACUGUCUCCUGAGACCAGGAUGAAAAUGGGGGAGGCACUGAUGAGGUGCACUAGAACUUUGGGAGACAUGGUCAUCCCACACAAGAGCGCCUUAAUUCACGCUUUCCUGAGGGGUUCCCGGGAUCCAGACAGCUCUCUGAGGGCCAGCAGCCUUUCUAACUUGGGGGAGUUGUGCAAGCUGCUCCAAUUUUCUUUAGGUUCAGUUGUCCAUGAGGUGAGCUCCUGUUUAUCAGCGCUGAUACGUACUGAUCCAGAGGCUGAGGUGCGCCGGGCUGCUAUUCACGUGGUGGUGCUACUCCUAAGGGGACUGAGCUCACGAGCCACAGAAGUGUUACGUGAUGUUCUCCUGGAGCUGUACCGCCUGCUCAAGUUUGUGGUUCAGUGUGAAUCGGACUCUGUGUCUGUUCUUCAUGCCCAGCUAGGCCUGGAGGAACUGGACUCUAUCAUGAGAGCUUUUCUAUUCCCACCACAGAAGCUGGAGAAGAAAAUUGUUGUUUUACCAUAA
Staurois parvus is the source of this 3133-nucleotide messenger RNA. NCBI's taxonomy places the organism in Eukaryota, Metazoa, Chordata, Amphibia, Anura, Ranidae. The record is from the annotation of a GenBank genome assembly.